AUGGGUCCGGUGGAGAAGUGCCUGAAGGACUCUGGCAUCGACAAGAAGAGUGUGCACGAUGUGGUGCUGGUCGGUGGCUCCACGCGCAUUCCCAAGGUGCAGUCAAUGAUCCAGGAGUUCUUCAAUGGCAAGGAGCCAAACAGGUCCAUCAAUCCUGACGAGGCCGUGGCCUAUGGUGCCGCAGUGCAGGCUGCCAUUCUGACGGGCGAGGGUUCGUCCCAGGUGCAGGACCUUCUGCUGCUGGAUGUGACUCCUUUGUCCAUGGGUCUGGAGACCGCCGGUGGCGUCAUGACCAAGCUCAUCGAGCGAAACACAACCAUUCCGACGAAGAAGGCACAGACCUUCACCACCUAUGCCGACAACCAGCCGGGUGUGUUGAUCCAGGUCUUCGAGGGCGAGCGUGCCAUGACGAAGGACAACAACUUGCUCGGCAAGUUCCACCUGGACGGCAUCCCGCCAGCCCCCCGCGGUGUUCCUCAGAUCGAGGUGACAUAUGACAUCGAUGCCAACGGCAUUCUGAACGUCAGCGCUUCGGACAAGUCUACUGGCAAGUCCAACCAGAUCACGAUCACAAACGAGAAGGGCCGUCUGUCGCAGUCCGAGAUCGAUCGCAUGGUGCAGGAAGCA
This is a messenger RNA of Symbiodinium necroappetens, 627 nucleotides long. The record is from the annotation of a GenBank genome assembly. Lineage: Eukaryota; Dinophyceae; Suessiales; Symbiodiniaceae.